GCGAGUGCGGAGCAAGAAGAGGCCUGUGACUCCAACGACCUCCACUACUGCAGCCUGUAGCGCCAAACCACGCGAGAUUUGACCCCCAUCCCCACCUGCACCGCUAUGGCCCCCUCUCCAAUCUCGCGAGAUUAGCCCUCGCCCCCCUCCCAGUCUCGCGAGACUAGCCCUCGCCCCCUCCACCUCUCGCUCCCCUCCAUCACGCCCUUGCCGGGACAUAAUCUCGCGAGAGUUGGCAACGCCGGAGCGUCGAAACCAUAGCAACCGGAUGCUGAGGCGACGGCGGGGAGGCCGAGCGAGAUGUCCAAGAUAGUCCUCUGUGACCCGACGGAGCUCUACAAUAUCCUGAACCAGGCCACGAAGCUCUCUAGGUUAACAGAGCCCAACUACCUGUGUUUACUGGAUGCCCGCACCCAGAGGGACUACAAUGAGAGCCAUGUCAUCACCGCCCGCCGGGUGAAGCAGAAAGGGAACGAAUACCUGCCUCCGGAAUCGGUUGACUUGGAGUGCGUGAAGUACUGCGUCGUGUACGACAGUAACACAAGCUCCCUGGAGGACUUGUAUGAACUGGAUGAAGACGAGGAGGAGGACGAGGGAGACGACGAUGGGGAUUGCCAAGGGCCUGUCCUGGGGGCGGCCAUCGAGUGCGCCCGAGUCCUGAAACACAUCACCUGUCACCCGGUCUACAUCCUCAAGGGCGGCUAUGAGAGAUUCUCCUCCGCUUACCACUUCCUCCGCUCCCAGAAGGAGUUCUGGAUGCCCCAGGAACUGGACGCAUUCCAGCCGUAUCCCGUGGAGAUCGUGCCGGGCCGGAUAUUCCUGGGAGACUUCAGGCAGGCCUGCGAUCCGCAGAUCCAGAAGGACCUGAAGAUCAAAGCCCACGUCAACGUCUCCCUGGAAGCGGGACCCCUAGGCUCACAUCGCCCUGGGGUCGGCGAUCCUGGUUUUCUCAAGAAGAGGCAUAAGUCGAAGCUGUGCUGCCGUCGUGGCCUACCUGAUGCACAAGGAACGGCAGACUUUGAAGAGGUCGUGGGCGCACAUGCUGAAGUGCAAAGCUACCAUGCGGCCCAACCGGGGCUUCGUGCGGCAGCUGUCCGACUGGGAGAGGAGGAUCCAUGGGGCCACCAUCACCGACAUCUCGGACCCGCACUACUGAGCCCCCCGGCUGGGGACGGCAAGCGGGACGGACUGCCCCGACCCCCCUGCCGCCUAUCCUUCUGGGGCGGGGAGCGAUGGAUGUUCCCUCCGCCCAGCCCUCUACUUUCUCCCCGGCGAAGGGGCCGCCCCCUCACCUCUUCCUCUUCGUCACUAAGGGUCCCCGCCGUCCCCGGAUUGAAGAUCCAAACGCACCUUUCUCUCCGCUCCCCUCCAUUUCAUCCCCCGACCCGACGACCUCUCGCAAAGUCAGGGACUGGGUGGGAUGGGGGGGCACCCUGUUAGGUUUUCCCACCCAAAUGGGACACGCAACCCACCCCCCCAGCCCUAACGGCUGGGUAUCUGGACCAGAUCGGCCCGCUUGCCACUUGGCACCGGCCCACGUCGUCCCACCCGCUGUCUGGUCCUCCCCAGAGUGGGCCCGCGGAUCUCCAAAUUGAGCUGGAGUUGGGUGGGGGCUCCCAAAGGCCCCUGCCCUCACCCCCAUCCGCCCCAAGCUGGUGGCAUGGGCUACCGGCUAGACGCUCCCCAGCCUCCCCGCUCUCCUGGCAUCAUUUCUGUCGGAGCAGCCCCCAUCGUCACCCGGGACUAUCAACCUUAGAUUUUUAACUCCAUUAAGAUAUAUCCCCGAAUCACCUAUAGAAUAACUGUGUACGUGGGCUGGCUGAGAGAGAUUGAGAAAGAGAGAAUGAAUGAGAAUAAAGAGUGAGAUUAUCUUGCCUCAGCCCUACUUCUGUUUCUGACCCAGACCCAAUUAGACCUCCACCCACAGGGGGAAGUACAUA
This is a messenger RNA of Tachyglossus aculeatus (Australian echidna), 1940 nucleotides long. RefSeq names its product serine/threonine/tyrosine interacting like 1 (gene STYXL1). Gene Ontology annotation, cellular component: mitochondrion. Lineage: Eukaryota; Metazoa; Chordata; Mammalia; Monotremata; Tachyglossidae. Bases 301 to 1440 code for a protein of 379 amino acids. Gene Ontology annotation, molecular function: protein tyrosine/serine/threonine phosphatase activity; protein phosphatase inhibitor activity; protein phosphatase binding. Gene Ontology annotation, biological process: negative regulation of cytoplasmic stress granule assembly; protein dephosphorylation; positive regulation of intrinsic apoptotic signaling pathway. The transcript has 8 exons. The record is from RefSeq and is a predicted model, not a curated record.